Molecule: messenger RNA, 9324 nt
Organism: Zeugodacus cucurbitae (melon fly)
Lineage: Eukaryota; Metazoa; Arthropoda; Insecta; Diptera; Tephritidae
Exons: 6
Coding region: 1344-8426 (2360 amino acids)
Source: RefSeq, a predicted model, not a curated record
GAUUCUUAGAGUUAAAGGUUGCGACUAGCGGAACAAUUCCAAUUCCUCACAUAACGGUAAACACCCAAUGGGACUACAGUGUACAAGUGUGAAAAGGGAAGAGUUAGAAAAGAUUUAGGAAGAUUUAAGUGAGCAGUGAAUGAGCUCAAAGUGCCAAAUACAUAUUUACAUAAGUGAAUAAGUGAAAUAUGUAGCAGCUGCCUGCCAAAUGCAACACUGACUUGCAACAUCAUAACUGUGCCAAAACUCACCGAAUGUGAGCGUUUACAACUCCGACGGUGUGUAAGAAAUCAAAGUGAAGUGAAAAGUAAAGAAAUCGAAAGCAGAGAAAUCUUGAAAAUCACAAAGUCCGUGAAAGUCCGUAGCGCUGCGAAGGCAAGUGUUGUGUGCUGAAAGAAAAGUGUCAACAUUUUUAAAAUACUUGUCGAAAAGUGCUCGCAAAUCCACCGCUUGAAUAAAUUGAAAAGCCGAAGAAGUUUUUAAGUGCUAAUAAUUGCGGUGGUGUUUUUGUGUCAAAUCGCAUGCGAAAAGAAGUGAAAAUCACGGAAACAGUGUGAUGAAUGUGUAAAACAGUGUGAAGACGAAGAAUUUGACGCUUUCACAAGGACCCGGAUUACCUUGUAAAGCUGACACGAAACACAAUUAUUUUGCAGAUCAGCCCUCCGGACCCGGCAAGAGACACGCCAACCACAAAGCAGCGCCCACAAUAUACCACCGCCAGCUUCCCACCGGAGCCCACCGCUUAUGACCGCAGCCUCCAGGGCGACUGCAUAGAGACACGCACUUGGCGUUCGGCGCCGUGCUUCAUAAACUGCCGAGAAAGUUUUCACUGCACGUUCGCCGGCCCCGCACCCGCAACCGCGCCGCCAUUGUCAAUACAGAACGAGUGUAUAACGAACUUGGAAACUUUUCUAGAGCACUUAGCGCAACGGUACUUUUUUUUCUAAAUUUCCACUCGCUCGACGCAAAGCAUUUACAAAGCAGAGCAACAAGAGCGCCGCCUUGCAUUGAGGUUCUGGCGACGCGCAUUGAUGGUGGCGCCAUUGUCCGCAGCCACCGCACGAGCUACGCACCGUACCGACUACGACCUUGCAACGCGCUACGUGCAACAUAACUGCGACGCAUGUUUCAUGUUUUAGAGAAUGCGUGUAAUUCACUUCUAAGGGGGAAAUGGGGGCAGUAAUGUGCAAGGUAAUUCGCACUAGUCCACUGAGUUCAUAAACCGUAAAGUCAACGAGAGGAGGAAAUAGGAAAUAAAGAAAAACAAUAAAAGCAACAAUAACUGACAGCAAUCGAGCAACGGACUGAUCACAACAAGGCCACGUGUAUUUUUCGCAAACGAAAUGGCGAAGUGGCUAUUGGUAAACAAGAGGAUUUUAAGCGCCGUUGUGCUCUGUGCAUUUGUGCUGUUGCAAUCGCAAAAUGGCGACGGUGCACCCACACACCACCUGGCUGUCAGUGUGGAAGGCAACACGCCCACGCUCAUAGUAACGUCGGCGGAAAUUGGCAUAACACCAAAAACUACCCACACCAUGAGAACCACACCACCGCACCUCCCGGCUGAGACUACGAGUGUGGCGACGGAACGGAGCACUGAGGUGCAGAACGGCGGCAAAGGUAACGCACCGAAGCUGAAGGGCAAAUCUCACAAAUUGCAGUACGGAAAGAAGUGGCAAUAUGCGUCGUCGAAGGUGAGGGAUAAGAGCAAGGAAAAGGGCGUAAGCCAGCUCGGCGAACGCAAUCCCACCUCGACGGCAACCAUCAAAGCAGCUCAUGCAGAUUCGUUGACUCGAAGAGUCGAUAAUGUAGCUGGAAUCGCUACUACUCAAAAAAUAAAUACCAAAACUACAACAAACACAAUAACAACAACACAACAGAGUGCACAGCACUCGCAGGAAAAUGAACCAGUUCCGACUACAACCAAAGAAAGCAUGGCAGUGUCAAGCACCGGCUCAUUGGUCUCAGCAAGCGUUGCCGUCGCCGAUAAGCCAUCACAAGUCGGCAGCGACUCCAUCGCACACGACGUACACGUAAGUGCACCAGGCGCCGUGUUGUCUGCGGCAACUGGCAACCUGCCACAACCAACUGAAGUGACAACAAAGCCAACUGGCAACGCCACUGAUAGCAAUACGAAUGUCACAGCCCCCUUUGUUGGUGCCGAGGCGACACGAAAAACUACUCUGGCAGAACAAGUGACUGCUACACCGACAUUCGUCGAGUUACACGACACCACAGCAGCCGCGACAACUACUGCACCGGCAAAUGGUGCUGCAAAAAAGCCAAUCUCGGCGACAACAGCAAAUGUGCCGAUGAUUGCAAUCCAAAUUGAAACGCUGCCAAAGGCGAUAACGGUAACGACUAUGUCGCCAGCUACAACAACAAUGAUUACGGAAACUGUUACCAGCGCAACUGCACCUGCCACCGACGAUAGUAACACUAACAUUGGCGCACACGAAGCAGCAACAACAACAGUAACAACCACCGAAUUUCCAAUAACUGAACAUGUUGCCAUUGUCAGUCAAAGUGGUCCGGCAAUGUCAACAUCAACCAACGUUAACCCCACUGUCGUCAGCACAGUAAUUGAAAGGAGCUCUGCGAACGUCGGGGAUCACCUUCCGCCAUCGCCACACCCACCCACAAACAGCGCAGACCAAAUAGUGAAACAAGUGGCUCCAGUAGUUGGCAGUACAACAACAAGCACCGAGACGGUAUAUAAGAAAAACUCUUUAAUAUCCACAUUAUUUACAACAGCGAUACCGUCGGCUACAACGGACCAAGAGCCAACAAAACAAACAAUGCAGAAGGUGAGCACCGAUGGUGGCAUAAUAUUUAUUGACGACGUGGCCGAUAACCGCGACGGCAAACGCCACGGUGAGGAGGAGAAGCGGACCGAGGCGGCAUUACAGCGCGAUGAAGCCGUUGUUGACAAACAUGGAGACAUUAAGGCUUCCACGGACCGUGGCGACAGCGUCAGCGAUAGUGAGGGCAUCAUAAAACUUAUUGACUUGGAAAAACAUGAUUUAAAAUCGAUUGCGAAGACAAAACAAUUCCAUGGUAAUAACAAAAAUGGCACCUCGGGCGACGACGGCGAAGACGGUCAUGAUGGUGUGAAGAAAACAAGGAAAAAGCAACUCACCGAUAAGCAUUAUACGGCGGUCGCGGAUAUGAGUGUGUGCACUGAAACGCAUAACGAAAAUAUUGCCACCACUGGUGGUAUGAAAACAAAGCAGGAAGCACAAAUUGACACAACGGUUGUUAUUAAGGACGAAAACAAGGGUCAUGACAACGGUGGCGACAGCAACGCUGGGAUGUUAUCGAGAAAAGCACCACAUCUGGACGCCUCUACACUGGCGAGUGGUGACCAUACUGGCAGCACUAUUGAGGUGCCAUCGUCCUCAUACCGACAUCAGACUGCAGAAAAACAUACGACAACCAUGCCAAUUUUGAAGCCAGUGCAUAAUGGUUACUUGGGGCCGAUACUCAUGGAAGAGAAACGUUUCACUGUCUUGCAAGCUAAUAAGAAACCUCAUCACCAGCAUGAGACCUCAAUAGAGUCGCAGCUGCGUAAUGGCCGCAUCGUCGAAAUUCUUGCACCGACCUCUUUGUUAGAGCAGACAACAGUAGCGGUUCCAACAGUGAGAACAUUCGACGAAGUAUCAACAACUACUACAACCCCAGCAUUGCCUUCAGCACCAGUCUUUCUUUCUGGCACUGCAGACCACAGCACACCAAUGCUUUCCACGACUGUAUUCCAAGUUCCCGAAUCGAUGAGUAGUACUACGCGGUUGCCAUUGAGUGAAAAAUCAGUUGUGCAACAAACAUUCUUCAGUACCCCAAAGGAUACAAACAAUGAACGCACGGAGUCAAAAAUAUCUGAUAUACAAGUGGAAGUGUAUGACUCGACCGUGGACUCCAUCGUGGCAUCUACAAAUUUCAAAGAUAGCGACGGUUUUUAUGCUCUACCACUGGAAGCUGAGGCCGACUCGCAUAGUGGCACCACCAAGCCCCCAGUUGUACAGCAAGAGCGCUUUACACAAUAUGUCGUUGAUAGAGCUGAUUACGCUACACAGGAAUCUAGUGCCACUCCCCAACUGAACAUUGCAUCUGGCAAACCGGAGCCAGCCGCUAUCGAGAUACAUAUUAACGUAUCCGAGGGAAUUGGCAAUGAAAGUGAAGAUCUGGAAUUUUCAUAUCGACAACCGGACUACUUGGGCAGCAACUCGAAAGCGAACUCUAUGGAUGAACUGAUGGCUAAAACUGCCAAGGCCAUAUCGAUGAAGCCACUUAUUUCGGGUGUUCAGGUGCGACAUAAUGAGUCCAGUCAACGUGAAAACGUUGAACGUGGCGACGAGAUUUUAGUGGUGGAGAUAAUUGACACGGGUGACAACAGCACUGAAGGUGCUGUGAGUGUGGAGAAUAUUAAUCCGAUAUUCACCUUUCGCUCCGACUCUGAGUCAGAUGUGGAGUUGAAAGAUAUCAAGUACUUGGCACCCGAAGUGAAGGUGAAACCACCACAAAUAUCAGAUGAGUUAUUCCUUGCAGAUUUGAAAAAGGAUGGUGCUUUACCCAAACCGCCUUUGCCACCCCCUCCGCCACCGCGCAAGCCAACCAUUGAUCGGGAUUCGGACACAAUUUUUUAUAUUUCUAAUACGGAGGUGAAGGUUGGCGAAUCUCUACCCACCAUGAAUACAAACUAUGAACAGCAGCAACAACAAAAACAACAGCAGCAGAAAUUGCGAAAGACGCGCCUGGAGAACCAGUUCUUUCCAGCAAACUAUUUGGCCAGCACACAUCCGAAUGCAGCUAGAAUUGAUGAACAUUUAGCGCCCCAACAUAUUCGCUAUGAAGAAGACAUUAUUCUGUCACCUGUACGUAACACCGCCGAUUCACUGAAGAUUUUCCGUAGCCAAGGCGACGGCGCACCUCCAUUGGAUGUCACGUAUGUCGGUGAAUCCGUAAUGGAAGUGGAACAAUCCUCCGGCGGCGGCGCCGGCUCAAGCACCACUGUCUCAACAGCUUCUGCCUCUGCCGCGCCUUCACAAAUGCCAGACGUAAUCAUACAGCCUGCCAUUUUGCCAGAAAUGUCGAUUGGCGUGCCGGUGAUAGGUGAGUUGCCGCCGCAAAUUGAACUCAAGGAAAUCGAUUUCAUGCCCGACGAAGCAAACCAGCAGCAUUCAGGCAUGUAUGAGAACAACAUGCUGGAGGAAAAUGGCAAUGGGAAUGGCAAUGACGUUGAUAGACUCGCCGAGUCCUCCAUACAGUAUGGCGGCGAUCUGAUAGACGAGAGUGCUGGCGGCGGCGGAUUUGAUGGGGUCGAAGGCUCUUACCCAUUCGGCAAUCCGGUGGCCUUGGUGGCUCACAGCAAAGCACACAACGACGCCGACUAUGCGCACUUCACAGUGAAUCAUGGCGUAAGUAAUCUGCGGAAGGAUGAGUUGAGCGUGGAUGUAGCGGGCUCCGGUGAGUUGAUGGCUGGCCAACCUGCUGCUGCGUCACUCAAUAAUCUAGAGAACGCUGAAAUGAAGGAGCUGUUAGCGCGAAGCGGCAAUGAGACGUUCCCUCUCGCGGUGCUUGUGAAUGGUAGUUAUGUGGGAUUAACGCCAGUUACGGAGCGUAUGAGUAAUGCCACCGCUUACUCGGUGAUGGAGGAACCGAAUUUACUCGAAGAAGUGCUUAAAAACCACUAUGUGUUGGCCGGUGGAAUCUUCGUAGUGCUACUGACAAUCAUUUUGACUGCCUGCUUAACUGGCGUUAUGUGGUUCUUCUACACGAAGUACUCGCGUUCAUCGGAUACAUCGAACGCAAAUCAAGCCAAUGGAAGUGUAGCAAAUGGCAAAAAUAUUGGAGAAGCUGGAAAGCUACAAGAAGAGUCCACAAUCGACACUACGACCUCAAUACCAAAACAACCGUUACCGUCCUCUAACGAAAACCUCAGCAAUGGAAAGUACGUCAAUGCGAAAUCGAAUAAAGAACAACACUCGUCCAUUUGCGAAACCAACACCACCAAACCGUCCAGUUGUGCCGUAGAAAAUACGUUUAAUGGUGCAUGCGACGGCGCAGCCACCUUCGCCAUCGUCAAUGAGAAACCCGAUGACCUGUUGCUGUUGGCGGCCGAGCGCUCCGCUGCAGCGCCAUCUUCAAUGGUAGUGCCAUCACCAGCAAAGCCCAGUGAUAACAAUAAGUCGAAUACUCAAGCCAAUCUAUCUAACAACUCCGUCCAAGAGAACUUUACACGUCCUAAUGGCUCUGUCACGAAGAUGACUUUGAAAAACAAUCACCUGAUCGUUGAGACUGAAGAGCGACACGACAUUUCACGGGUCGCUCGCGAAACCAAAAUGCAUUACAAUAACUCUGAGAAGGAUGGUGUGUUCGUAGUUGAAGUUGCUCGCGGCGUCGACUCCAAGAGCAUGCCCGGCAGUCCAGUCACCGAAGAGCCGCGUCCAAUCUAUGAGGGAAUAACACCAGCUGCAGCCGCGACUACUUUGCGUACCGAGGACGAGAAGAUCUUGCGGAAUCAUGAUGAGAUACAAAUUCACCAACCUCCACCAGAGGCUAUGCAGCACCAAAUUCCAAAUUGCAUAGAGGACAUAACCGAACGCAGUUUGCAUCAGAUCGUCGAAUUGGAAGAACCAGCUCUCUCGCCAAACUUGUUAAGAGAUGAUGCAACUUCACAAGACAAAUCUAACCUUAUGCAUAAUUCCAAUACCGGUCUAUCACAGUCCGACUUGAGUUCUACAUCGUCCACUGACUCCAACAAACGCUACUCAUACGGCAAUCAAGAGCUCUACAUCAUUGAGCCGGCCACAUAUGUGUCCACGUCACCGUCUUCACACUUACCACUCGUACGUCCAGCAGCACACAAUGUGGGCGAGGACGAUGACCACAGGUCCGAGAAUGGACACAGUCUGGAGAAUUCUCCCGCAGCGCAAGGAAAUGGCUCUACUUCAAUGAAUAAUGACAGCACCCAUUUCAAUGAACUAUUUAAAAGUGAGCUGUCCAACAAUGAGCAAAAUAAAGAGAACGUAAUGCCGGAGAGUAAUAUGCAAGCAUCUCAAGUCAGAGAAGCCGUGUCCGACACCAAUGCACCAGAAACUUCGUCGGAUAACCAACACUUGGAGCCAACAGAGCAAGAAGACGGAGACAUGACCACUUCCGUCGUAAACGUAAAAAAAGAGGAAGAAACCCCUGAAGUCAGCCCAGAAGCAGACGAAGUCUUGACCACCUCCGUCGUAGGAGAUAUUGUUGAAGUAGAAAACGGGGACGAAGAACCUGAAACCAGUAUGGAAAAUGAAGAUAACGAACACAUGAUACCAACAGAGCCAGAAGGCUUAGUCUUGACUACUUCCGUCGUUGAAGUAGAAAAAGAGGACGAGGAACCUGAAGCCAACCUUGAAAAUGAAGAUAACGAACACAUGAUGCCAACAAGGCCAGAAGGCGGGGUCGUGACCACUUCCGUCGUAGAAGAGAUUGUUGAAGUAGAAAAGGAGGAAGUCAACCUGGAAAAUGGGGAUAUGCUAGGAAACGAGGAAGAAAAUGCUAAGGACGAAACUCAAACCGAAGCGGCAGCGUCAAACGAUGAGACAUUAGGUGAAAAUUGCGUCAACAACAACAACAACAACAAUAUUUUAGAGAGGACAAAUGAGGAGGAAGCCCUAAACUGCACCGGGCCCAACAUCGUACUUCAAAGCUCAGUCAUUGUUACAGAUGAAGUAACUGCAGAAGAUAUUCACAUUUCGCCCAAAUAUGGUGUGACGAAUAUUAAUGUUGCUCAUCCUGCAUUUCCACAACCCAUGAUUUCCAAUUAUGGCUACGAUAGUAUCAUCAGCUUACCUGAUCCACCAUCCACCGAGGAAAUAAAGCAACUGGCCGAUUUCGCCGGGUUGGAGAAUAACCAAUUAGACUCAUUACCACCACCAUCACCACCACCGCCACCAAUUGCCGCCGACCUAAAUGACAACAACACGAGCACCGAGAUCAAUACGAAAGAAGUCGUCACCACCAACAGCAGCUCAUCAACCAUCGAAGAUGCAGGCGACGCCACCCCGACUCCGUUGAAAUUGAAACAACUUUUAUACAACAACUCUGCAGAAACGUCGGCAAACGAACUCUGCCAAGCGAUAGUCACUAACGGUAACAGCCACGACUCCACCAACGGCAAUCAGAUUGAUGAUGCAUAUUCUUCCCCAAUCGACGUGAAUGUCCACGAAAUGACCAACGGGCAUAAUAUCAAUCUGGAGCUGAGUCCCAACGGCGAGAGCAACACUGGCACGGUGCCAGAAACUCCACUCACACCACCGGAGUCGCCACCGAUUGCCUCACCCAUGCACUACACGAACAGCAUGAGCACCAUGAAUGGCAUGAACGGGGUCAACAGAGGCAUUUGUGGCGGGCCAAUGCCUGUUGCCGUGGACGUCAAUGGCAGUUAAUACGAAUGCCGAGCAACAGCCGUCUUCUGCAGGCCUUGAACCCACACAAGUGAUGCAUUAGUGACCGGAUUUGGGCUUUUGGAGCAGCUGGAAGUUCAAGGGUAUGUGGAAAACUUAAUGGUUAUGUCGAAAUUCUCGAGCAAUGCAACGAACGCCAAAAGCGCAGUGGCGGUGCAGGUCCGUAGGAAGGGGAGUACGCAAUAGAUUGAAAUAGAAUAUUUAGCAAGUAAAUGCAUAUUUGUAUGUUAGACUGUAAGUUUUUACGAUACUUAGUCAAUGGCAGUGGUCUGUUUUAUAAACCAAUAAUAACCCGAUCAAUUCAUAUAUCGUAUGAGUACUCUCCACACAAGUUAAGCCCAGUCUUCAAUGGACGAUAAAUGAAAAUGAAAUAAGUAAAUUAAGAAAUUACAUGAAAUCUAAGCUAAUGAUGGAAACCGUUACUCGCGAUGGGGUGCUUAGUUUAAUUUGUUAAAGAAUUCAACAAUGGAUAAGAUACGAUCUGAAGCGAAGUAUUCAUUUGAAGAUCGAUUUCUCGGUAAUUAUUUCGCGGAUACUUGAGUUGCAAAUCGGAAAUAUUCGCAAAAUAUAUUUAAGAAAAAAAGGAGUAAUGUUAGCAGACAGAAUUUACAGUUAGUUAUGCAUAAUUCUUGAACUAGGUCUUGUAGAAAGCCACCAUCCAAGCAUUCCAAAACAAAAACAAAAUGUUGAAACAAAGUUAUGAAUCGGAACCAGAUUUGCCAAUAUAUACAUAUAGUUGUAAAGACAUAUACACAAGAAACACAUUAUUAUACUUGAACAAGGAGUCUGUACGUACUCGUACUCGUACUCAGAAGAACACAUAUAUUCGCCAAUAUUAAGAAAAUAGUACUUAGAUCGAAUUCUGCCCUGUAGCAAAAGG